Messenger RNA from Plectropomus leopardus (leopard coralgrouper), 1198 nucleotides. The record is from RefSeq and is a predicted model, not a curated record. Lineage: Eukaryota; Metazoa; Chordata; Actinopteri; Perciformes; Serranidae.
AGGAGAAGUCAGGAAGUUGCUCUGGAGACUGGACAGUGCAGCUGCUAGGACCUGCAGUCCACGGAAAGCUUUAUCAUCGUGUCCAACAUGUCUAAAAACCCGGACUCUGGCCGCUUCAGGAAAGUGGACGUUGAUGAAUACGACGAGAACAAGUUUGUGGACGAAGAGGACGGAGGAGAGAACCAGGGCGGGCCGGACGAGGCUGAGGUGGACUCUUUGCUCAGACAGGGGAACAUGGGAGGAGCUCUCCAUGCUGUACUGAAGAAUCCUCCGAUCAACACCAAGAACCAGAAUGCCAAGGAGCGAGCAGAGAUGCUGGUGGUCAAAGUGCUGAGCAGUUUUAAGAGCAGUGACAUAGAGAAGGCUGUGAGCUCUCUGGACAAAGCUGGAGUGGACCUGCUGAUGAAAUACAUCUACAGAGGCUUUGAGACGCCUUCAGACAACAGCAGCGCUGUGCUGCUGCAGUGGCAUGAAAAGGCUCUGGCGGUGGGAGGAGUGGGCUCCAUAGUCAGAGUGUUGACUGCCAGGAAGACGGUCUGAUACUCCAGAUCCCACAGAGUCCACCUGUAGGGGACAUUGGACCGUCAUCUGGCCAAACAGCACAUCACCAGAGCUGAAUAACGCUUUCUGUUUUUGGACUUGGUGUUUCUACUGAAGCUGAGUGCGUCCUGAUGCAGUUCUUCUUUCCUGCGUUUUAUUUUUUUUCCUCCUUCACUAUUUUCACCCCCUCUCUGGAAUAUAGCCGUGCUGGCAGUCAGGCAGGGAGGUGCUGGCACCUCCAGCUGUCUGUGUGUGCCGGCCAUGCAGAGAGAACAAACACAUUUCUCUCCAAAGCAGCUCCCGCUCAUCUCAGACGACCUCAGUGCUACUCUGACACCUCCGCUGGCUCCCUGUGAUAUCGCUCCUCCUCCUCUUCCUCCUGUCCUCCUCCUCCUCCUCCUCCUCCUCCUCCUGUGAAGCUCUGAGUCAUCCAGGACAAGGACAUGGAAAAGGUUGUUGUAGGAUGGACUGUCAAAGACUGGUGACCUGUCCAGGGUGUUUCCCUGCCUUUUGCCCAGUGCAUGCUGGGAUUGGAGUUAGGUUUUCCCUUAUUAUUCUAACUUUGUGAACAUCUCUGUUUAUUGCCUUUUUUUCUACUUACACCACAUUUUUUAUAUCUGGAAAAAGCAAAACUAAAUCAAUAAAGCUGAUAAUGGAC